AUGCUCUCCAGGGAAUUUAUCCUGAGUCUACGCUCGGCUGCUGGUUCGGUGGACCCUUCGUGGGAUAUCCCUGUAGAACUACGGCGAGGUUCCUACACAAAUGUGGAUACAGUGCAAAAUUACAACGCCGGGCUGUUGACAAGGACCAAAAGGAAACGGGAAAAACCUAAACCUGAACUCACAUCAGACCUUAAAGUAGCUGCACUGACAGGAAACUCAGUGACUCUGUCCUGUACACUGAAGCUGCAGUCUGCUGGAUGGAAGUUUUACUGGAACAAAGACACACAGCGCCGUCAGACUGAGACUGCAACACACUCCUACACCAUCAGAUCAGUUACAGUCUCUGAUAGAGGUCAGUACUGGUGCAGAGCUGGAAAAGGAAACCCAGUCUACUACACAGACUACAGUGAUGCACUGUGGGUAAAUGUUAUUGAGAAUCCUAAACCUGUGGUGAUUAUAAAGCCUGAUACACAGGUGUUCAGAGGAGAGAGAGUGACUUUCAGGUGUGACAUACAGAGAGGAGGAGACACUGAGUGGACAUACAGCUGGAAUAAGAAUGAUCACACACUCUACCCAUACAGAACAACACAGGAGUUCAGCAUCAGCUCUGUUGAAAAUGAUCACGGUGGUAAAUACACCUGCAGAGGGAGGAGAAGUGACUCUCAGAUCUCAAAGACGAGUGAUCCUGUUCCACUCUCUGUAUCAGAAAAACCUAAACCUGAACUCACAUCAGACCUUAAAGGAGCUGCACUGACAGGAAACUCAGUGACUCUGUCCUGUACACUGAAGCUGCAGUCUGCUGGAUGGAAGUUUUACUGGAACAAAGACACACAGCGCCGUCAGACUGAGACUGCAACACACUCCUACACCAUCAGAUCAGUUACAGUCUCUGAUAGAGGUCAGUACUGGUGCAGAGCUGGAAAAGGAAACCCAGUCUACUACACAGACUACAGUGAUGCACUGUGGGUAAAUGUUAUUGAGAAUCCUAAACCUGUGGUGAUUAUAAAGCCUGAUACACAGGUGUUCAGAGGAGAGAGAGUGACUUUCAGGUGUGACAUACAGAGAGGAGGAGGCACUGAGUGGACAUACAGCUGGAAUAAGAAUGAUUACACACUCUACCCAUACAGAACAACACAGGAGUUCAGCAUCAGCUCAGUUACAGACUCUGACGGUGGUAAAUACACCUGCAGAGGGAGGAGAAGUGACUCUCAGAUCUCAGAGACGAGUGAUCCCAUUACACUCUCUGUAUCAGAAAAACCUAAACCUGAACUCACAUCAGACCUUAAAGGAGCUGCACUGACAGGAAACUCAGUGACUCUGUCCUGUACACUGAAGCUGCAGUCUGCUGGAUGGAAGUUUUACUGGAUCAAAGACACACAGAGCACUGAGACUGAGACUGAAACACACUCCUACUUCAUCAGCUCAGUUAGAGUCUCUGACGGAGGUCAGUACAAGUGCAGAGCUGGAAGAGGAAACCCAGUCUACUACACACACUACAGUGAUGCACUCUGGGUAAACGUUACUGGUGGAUCUCCUCCAGUGUCUCUGAUCAUCAGUCCCAGCAGAACUCAACACUUUACUGCUGACUCUCUCUCACUGAGCUGUGAGGACCAGAGUGACUCUACUGGAUGGACAGUGAGAGGAUACACACACAGUGAGACACUGUUCGAUUGUUCAUCAGUUUCAGGAUCUACAUGUAACAUCAGCUCCCUCUCUACAUCACACACUGGAGUUUACUGGUGUCAGUCUGAAUCUGGAGGACGCAGUAAUUCUGUUAUCAUCACAGUGCACAAUGGUGAUUUGAUCCUGGAGAGUCCUGUCCAUCCUGUAACUGAGGGAAAUCCUCUGACUUUACGCUGUUUAAAUCGCUCAAAGAUUUUAGAUUCUGGUGCUGAUUUCUAUAAAAAUGAUUCCAUCCUCCAGUCCCAGACUAAAGGAGAGAUGACCAUCAGUAGUGUAUCAAAGUCAGAUGAAGGUUUCUACCACUGUAAACACCCAGAGAGAGGAGAGUCACCGAAAAGCUGGGUUUCAGUCAGAGUUUCAGCUUCUGGAUCCACUGGUGUAAUUAUAGGACUGAGUUCGGCCUUCGUGUUUGUCAUCUUAUUGAUCUUACUGAUCCUGCUGUUGCAGUACAAGAAGAAAAGAGGUGUAGAAUAUCAGACUCCUUCUGCUGUAAAUCAGGACACCAAUCAGCCUGCAGAUGGUGAUAACAUCUAUGAAAAUACUGAUAUCAGAACCACAGAUGAUUCUGCAGCUGAAGCCAGCAAUAUGCUCUACUCAGAGGCUGUCACUAGAAACAAGAAACAAAAGGAUGCUGCCACUGGACCGAGUGAUGUGACUUAUGCUGACAUUGAACUGAAAAACCAAAAGAAACCAAAGAGAAAACAAGGAAAGAGCAGUGAGGCAGCUGACACUGUCUACUCAGAUCUGAAGCAGAACACAGAUAAAGGUCCAUGAAGAAAGUCUAAAGUCUCCAAUCAAGAAUUGCUGAAACAGCCAAAGAACAUGGUAAAUAUAUAUUUUAGGGAGGACACUGUAGUUUCUGGAAAGCUUGUUUUUUGCUUAAUUCAAAUCUAAGCAUUGUACAAACUCCUGAUAGGGAUGUUAAAGGAACAGGAAGCUGAAUGCAUUUAAAAUUAUACCUUCUAUCUUUCACAAUGGGCUGGAAUUGGCUUUAUCCAGGUUAAAUUUAGUUGCCAGUUUUCAUUCACUGGAUCAGUAUAACUAAGCUGGCAGUGUUGAUUACUAAGUGUUCACUCGUAUAUUUUAAUACUGAUCUCAAUUACAAAAAAACAAGUAUAUUAUUGUUUCACAUUUAACAUUCCGCAUUUAAUUUGUUGUACAUUAUUUUGUUCAUGUAUUUUGUGUUGUACAUUAUUUUAUUCAUGUAUUUUGUGUUUAUUUACUCAUUUAUGCUAUUUACCUAUUAAUGGAUUGUAAAAGGGAAAAAAAAUCCAGCACUGGAUUUUAGAGUUUAGGAAUAAUCAGAUAUUUUGUCUUCACUGCUUUAAACAGUCAGUAAUGCUGUAUUGUUCUUGAGGGAGCAGCUCAUGGACCUUUGGCACACAGACUGAUAUUGUGUCUUUUUUUUUUUUUUAAUCUUUUAAAAUCUUUUCGAGUUUAGUGCCUAUAUAAUAUGUACAUUUCUAUUUUUUAUAAUUAUAUAUUUUUCAGUAUAUAAAUACAAGUAUCAGUAAAGUAAUAAAUUUCAUCAUUUUGAGUUAGAUAAUGUACUUUCUUUGGUUUUCCUCUGGUUUAUUGCCUUCCAUAUCCACCAGAAUGUUACAGGAGCAAAAGAAAUAUAAGGCUGUGUACAUGCUGUUUGAAGAGCUUUGAAUAAUAAUUAUCCUCAGCAAUAUCUUAUUAUGGUAUUUUUAUGCUUGAAUUUUGUACCUUUCAUUGUAUUGUUCCUUUCAUUAUAUUCUCAUGUAUUUUUAUAAGUAUUAUAUUCCAAAUUAUAUAAUUAAUUUAAGCAGUACAUAAAAAUGAAUUUAAAGUUUGUAUUUUUUUAAGCAUGAUGCCUGAA
This is a messenger RNA of Pangasianodon hypophthalmus (striped catfish), 3526 nucleotides long. RefSeq names its product carcinoembryonic antigen-related cell adhesion molecule 5-like. The transcript is spliced from 15 exons. NCBI's taxonomy places the organism in Eukaryota, Metazoa, Chordata, Actinopteri, Siluriformes, Pangasiidae. Gene Ontology annotation, molecular function: transmembrane signaling receptor activity. The record is from RefSeq and is a predicted model, not a curated record. The coding region runs from base 1 to 2457 and encodes 818 amino acids. Gene Ontology annotation, biological process: cell surface receptor signaling pathway.